AUGGCACCCAAGCAGGGACAGAAUGGUCCAGGGCAAGGCGCUGCGAGUGCUAGCGCUGGGGGUGCACAAACUGGCGAAGGAAGCCAAGCGGUUAACACUGCAAGGCUUGACAACUACGUGCCAACCUUCAACAAUGUGCAGAAGGACUACCGGGAAUUCCGGAAACGAGCUGAAAUAUACAAGAAGAAGAUGGACCUAGGAAACCGUGGUUCCGAGGUUGUCUACAACCUGGUGACCAUGCUCACUGGAAAAGCCUGGGAUCUAGUGGAGGACAUGAGCAUGGAGAAAAUGUCCGCCGCAGGUGCCUAUGAUGAAGUCUUCCGAAGACUGGAUGUCCACUACAUGGAUGAAGAUGACAUGGAUGAUGUUGCAUGGGCUGAUGACGGCCAAGAGUACUACGAUGAUGGUGCAACUGCCUCCAACCAUGAGCAAGUUUUCGAUGUGGAAGAGUUUGAUGAGAUCUACGCCAACUAUGCUGAAGCACGUGGCAAGCUGAAUGCUCUCAGGACAGCCCGAGGUUUUUAUCCUGUUGUAGCUGUUGUAGAAAAGCCCCAAAACUACGAUGGUGGUAAGAAGGGUAAAUCUCCAACCAGAAGUCAAAAAGGUAAAGGGAAGUCCAAACAGCUGCCUCACAAGCCGAAGCGAGCCUCUCCAGAUCCAAAAGGCCGCGCCAAUGCUGCUGGAUAUGGCAAAAAGUUGUGCUUGCGCUGUGGUCAACCUGGUCACAUGGCGAGAAACUGCCCGACGGCGAGUGCUGACCGCAAACGCAAAGUUGAUGAUGAUGACGCCAUCAACAUGGUCGAGACCUAUGCCACUGAAGGUGUCUACAACUUGGAUGAUGAUGACGAUGAAACUGGUGAAGAUGUCGCAGUUCAAGAUGGUGGAGCAUCCUCCGUCCUGGGAAGUGCCAGACAAAUCAGAAAGUAUCUGACCUUCCUGCUGGAGAAUGGCUUUGGCAUCCAUGAGAUACCCGUCUUUGAAUGUGAGAAAGGGUUCAAGUACGGCAACAGCAUGAAAGAAACUGCCCCACGUGGUCCAAAGGGUGAGUACAUCCUACAUCUUGGACAAGAUCUACAUGCCUGUCGCCAACGAGAACCUGACAUGGUCCUCAUGCCUGAAGAUAUCGAUGACCACAUCGGUCAACAGGUCCCAAUACAAACGUUUUUGAAGGAAAGUACCGAGGAUGUCAUGACUGCAGUGGACAUCGUGGACAUCAACGACAAGGAGAUGUCACGGCACCGCGACGAUGCGAAACAGUGCAACACACAUCCUGCGAAGGAUGGUAUUGACCAUGAGACUGAAAAGCCCUAUGGUCACGUGAUGCGAUUGCAACAGCAUGUGCUGCGCAAGAUGGAAACCAACCUGAAGCUGAAAGUUCAGGACCUUGACAAGAUUCUCUACACCAGCAAAAGCCUCAACAAGGACUCCUCCAAGCCUCAUGUGAUUUGGGAAGUUUUUGUUGGAGCUGGCCGCACAUCCCACUACCUCAAAAAGUAUGACAACGUGCUUGUGGAGGUCUUCUCUCUGUGCACUGGCUGGGACUUUGAGAAAGCUGCUGAUCGCAAACGCAACAUUCCUGGUGGUGGCGGUCCAAGAUCAAAAGCUGCUGAGAGCUAUCCUCAAGCUCUAGCUGAAGCCUUGGCCAAUGCGAUGAUGGUUCCAACUGAUGGUGACUUUGUCAUGGCCGCAGAGGACGCUGACUCUGCAGGUGCUCUGGACUUAGCACAUGGUGAUUUGGACUUAUCACCUGAGGUUCCUCAACAAGGUGCUGUGGACUUGGACUUGGCACCGGAACCCUCUGAGAAUGUCACCAAGAACAAAGCUCUGAAAGCUGAAGUUGGCAGUCAAGUGUUUUCCUAUGUGGCACGUCUUCACAAGAACUUAGGUCACCCUUCUCCUGAAGUUCUUCAACGCAUGCUGACCGAAGUUCAAGCCACAUCUGAUGUGCUCAAAGCAGCCAAAGAGUACAUCUGCCCCAAAUGUCAUGAGCGAAAACCUCCUGCCGGUAUCAACAACCUGAACUAUACCAACGGCUAUACGCCUGCCCAGUGGGUUCUUGGAAGAUCUUCUGCUGAUGCUCACAGCCUGACAGCCGACCUCUUCAAUCCUGGCGCUGUCUCCAUGACUGACCACACUGACUUCAGUCAUGUGCAGCAGAAACGACUUGCAGCUCAAACGGCAUUUCUGAAGGCCGACACUGACCUCAGAUUGCGCCGUGCCAUGAUGCAGAACUACAAGGAAGUCAAGAAUAAGGUAGUGGUAGGUCAACCAUGCUACUACUGGAGACUUCAAGGCACGGGCAUCCUCCAAAAGAACAAAUGGAGAGGUACAUGUCGCUGCGUUGCUGAGGAGUUGGAUGACAAUGGACAUCAACUUGUGCUUUGGAUUUGUCAUGGCACCUCACUUCUUCGAUGCGCUCCUCAUCAAGUACGACCACGAAUUGAAGACAUUGGGUCAGAAAUCCCAGUGGAUGUUCAAGCUGCUUUACAUGAUCUUCAAGAACUACGAGCUCGCAGUACAACUCAGUUCAGGGAUGUCAUUGAACCUGAAGCUGGAGUUGAAGAUCUACUUGAAGAAGAAGGUCUUGAUGGCCCUCAACAUGGCCCUCAACAAGCUGCAGCAGAUGGGCAACAAAGCGAACAAUACGAGCCAAGCAUCGCCCCUGACAAUGUUGCUGCUGAAAACAUGGAGACUGAUGGUCCUUCAUUGCUGUAUCAGCAUCGACGACGAGAUGCUGAAGAAGCUGGACUUGAACUUCCUGAACCAAGUUCACAACGACCAAGAUUAGACUCUGUGGCUGAGCCUGAGCCUGGCCCAACUGAAAGUCACAGUAACUCUCCAGCUGAUGCUGCUCAACCUCUUGAGAAACGAGCACGCAUUGCCAUCAACACUCCUGUCCCAGAGCCCAGUGACAACGAGCUCAUUGUGGACGAAGCCUAUGUCACUGAGAUUGACGACAAGUCCUUUCCGAAGGAUUGGGUUUUGAUUGAUGGUAACUUUGAGCUGGACGCGGUCUAUCUGACCAAUCUUGGAGUUCGGAAGAAUGAAGCCUCCGAACGAGCCAUGACUUUAGCUGAGAAAGAGCAAAUGAUUGAGGCCAAACAGAAGGAGCUCACCUCCUACUUUGCCAACAAGGUUUGGACUUUCACCGAGAUUGGCAAGAACGAAGCUGACCGAGUUGUCACUGCUCGUUGGGUUCUUACAUGGAAGAAACCUGAACCUCAAGAAGGUCAACCACCUUCACUACAACGACGAGCAAAAGCCCGUUUGGUCCUCAGAGGUUUUGAAGACCCUGAUCUCUUCAACCUGGAGAAAACAUCGCCUACGGCAUCAAAAUCCUCCAAGAUGCUGCUUCUUGCACGUGUACCAAUUUUUGGGUGGACUUUGUUUUGUGGCGACGUGCGCUGUGCUUUUCUCUCAGGAGCUGAGUUCAAACGCAACAUCAUUGUCAAGCUCCCACGUGAUUGCAGUGCUUUACUUGGUUGCCAAGGUGUCACCUACAUGAAAAUGAACAAGUCUGCCUAUGGCUUGAGCGAUGCACCGCUCUUAUGGUGGCGUGAAGCCGACCGGCGACUGAGAAGCACAGGUCUGAAACGACACAAGCUUGACAAGUGCUGUUACAUGCUCUACAACAAGAACAACGCACUUUGCGUGAUGUUGAUUUUACAUGUUGAUGAUUUGCUGCUAGGAGCCAACAUGCAAGACCCAGAAGCUGAAGCAUUAAUCCAACGUCUUCGCACCUGCUUUGACUUUGGCAAGUGGCAAAGCCUUGACGUUGACAAGCAACUUGUUUAUUGUGGUGGUCACAUCAACAAGACUGAGGAUGGCCUCUCAUUGGACUUUGAAGCCUACCUCAAGAAAGUGCUGCCAAUCACAAUUGCAAAAGGCCGUGGAAAAGACCAACCUUUAGCACCUCAAGAAACCUCAAAGGCACGUGGCCUGAUUGGUGCGCUCCAAUGGCCUGCCGGCCAAGCUUGCUUGCAACUCAACGCAUCAACUUCAAUCAUUGCAGCCAACAUCAACAAAGGCACUGUGGACUUGCUGCACGAGCUCAACAAGACCCUUCGUUUUGCCAAGAACUCUGCAGAUCUCAAACUGACAAUGCGCCCAGUCUGUGGAGAUUGGAGCGAAAUGUGUCUUUUAUGUUUUUCAGAUGCUGCUGUGCAAGUUCGAGCUGACUCUAGCUCUCAAGGUGGUUUUGUCAUCAUUUUGACCAACACCAAGGUUUUGGAAGGCAAAUCUGUGCCCUACUCCAUUGUAGCCUGGAGAUCCUACAAGCUGCCUAGAGUUUGCAGAUCGAGUUUGAGCGCCGAAGCUCAAUCGUGCGCUACAGCCUUGGAUGAACUCAUGAUGGUCAAGACUAUGCUUGCCUUGAUGCGAUACCAUGAUGCAGACCCUCGUCAAGACUCAACAGCUGCUGACAUCUGUUCUUCAGCAAUUGUCAUUGAUGCCAAAGGACUCUAUGAUGCAAUCAACAAGGACGGCAUCAACAGUUCACUUGACAAGCGUGCUGGAAUUGAAAUCAUGUGCAUCAAGGAGGAGCUGGUCAGACAGAAAACCCAACUUAAAUGGGUGAGUUCAGAGCGAAUGCUUGCUGACGGCAUGACCAAGAUCCAUGCCAGACAAGCCCUGGUUGACAUGCUGCGGAGUGGAUACCUGAGCCUUGUGAUGGAUGAGAAGUUCACCGCAGCCAAGAAGAAGGACAAAAUUCAGCGAGAAAAAGAUCAACCAGAAGCUUUCCAGAAGCCCAACAGCAACACCAACUUGCAACCUUCUGGAAUGUCAAAGGUGGCCGAGCGCAUUGCUACAGUCAUUGCCUUUGACCGAGUCACAAAGAUCCAUGCAGCCCCGGACACCAAUGAUGACUCUGAGUAUGCCAACAACGUCAUGCCUGACAUUGCCCUGGUCAUAACGGUCCUGGCGAUCCUUGCUGGCUUCUAUGUGAUCUUUUGCAAAUGGUGGUGCCGCUGCCGACGGGAUCAACCUGAUCGAGCUGACGCAACGACUCAAGUCGAAGCACCAGCUGCUGCCGACCCCGCUGCUGAAGACAAUCCAGCCGUUACUGCCCUCAACCAGCAGAUUGCCGAGCUGAGACAAGAUAUCCUGGAUCAGCUGGAAAUCAUGGAUGAUUUGAACCACAAGAUCUACGCACUUGGCGUGGAGCUGGAUGAGCAGAAGGCGUCCUAUGAGCGCCAAAUGGCAUGGUAUGAAGCUGAGACUGUGGUCUGGCGCGAUCAAUCCCGAAAUGCUGCCGAAGAGAGAAACCAAGCUCAGAUCGAGCGAAAUCACUAUCGUCAACGAGCCAGACUGAUGAUGAAUUGGCCCUGUUGGUUCACACGACAUGGUGACAAGUGGCACACACAUAGAGAGUGCCAAAGCCUGAUGCAAAGCGAUCCGCAAGUGAGAGAGAUGAUGUGCCGCUAUUGCGCCCAAAGGGUGAUAGAUGAAACUGGCGGACUGCCGGUGUGA
Messenger RNA from Cladocopium goreaui, 5469 nucleotides. Lineage: Eukaryota; Dinophyceae; Suessiales; Symbiodiniaceae. The record is from the annotation of a GenBank genome assembly.